CCUACAGGUGUGAGUGUGCAGGUAUAUAAGUGCGCCCUGCGGGACUCACUGACUAAACCUCAGCUCUGUCUGUGUGAGUCAUGCUUCAUCAGUGGAAAACGAUGUGGAGCCCCUUGGCUCUGUGGUUUUUGGUGGUCCGCUGCAUGUCUAUGCCAGAGGACCGCAGCUUCUCCCCGACAAUUUUGCCCCCUGACACCCUGCCACUUGACCCUGGAGUGACUCCAGGACAAAUCCCUGACCUUUCCUACUGCCAGAUGCUUCUGGAGGCUCCAGUGCCGCCCCCUGCUGACCAGGUGCCCUGGUUCUGUAUGUGCUCAACCUGCCCCAACAACAUGGGGCAGAAGGGAGAACGAGGAGACCGUGGACUACCAGGAAUUCCAGGCCACUCUGGGCCAAGGGGGCUUAUGGGAGUCCGCGGCCCACCGGGGUUGACUGGUCGUCAGGGGUUAAAGGGUCAGAAAGGUGAAGAGGGAGUGAAAGGUGAUCUAGGUGUAGUGGGACCCCAGGGCACCAAGGGAGAACCUGGACCAAAAGGCGAUAAGGGUGAGCCUGGUGUGGAUGGGCCAGCAGGUGACCCUGGUCCGAAGGGAGAGGAUGGUCAGUGCCCAGUCAACUGUGAGAGUGUGCAGGGGCCUCCAGGUGAGCCUGGUCUGCCAGGCCCUGCAGGUCCCCCUGGAAUACCCGGGCUAAAUGGCGAUCCAGGUGCGAGGGGUCUGAAGGGUGAUCCUGGAAUUGUGGGCACCCCUGGCAUCCCCGGUACUCCUGGUCAGAAAGGAGAGCAGGGCUUAGAGGGCAACUGCAGCUGCCAUGACGGAGCCAAGGGGGACACAGGGCCUGUGGGGUCAAAGGGAGAAAAGGGGGAGGAGGGUAUGGCUGGACCUCAAGGGAUGCAAGGGGAGACAGGGCCUAAAGGUGAUCAGGGUGAUAUGGGAAUGAUGGGAAUUCCUGGUCCAUGCAGCCCCACUGUCCAAUCAGCUUUCUGUGCUGCGAUGAAUACCGUGCUCCCGCCCCCCAACUUUCCAGUGGCCUUCACGCGGGUCAUCUACAACCUGCAGCAGCACUACAACCCAACCACUGGUAUCUACACGGCACCCGUUAAUGGCACCUACAUCUUCAGCUACCACCUUGUCGCCUUCGGGCGCAUUCUCAAGGUCGGUCUGUUCUGGAACUUCCAGCCUGUGGUGAAGAGCACAGAGGUGACCGAGCUGGGCUCCACCUCUCAGCAGGUGACACUGCACCUGAGUGAGGGAGACAGGGUGUGGCUGCAGGUGCGUGACACCGGCAGUAAUGGCUUGUACACGAGCAGUGAGUCCAGCAGUACCUUCAGCGGAUACCUGCUGUACCCGGACAGCUGCGACGUGAUAUUUGGCCGAGAGUUCCACAAACCAGAGCCAGAGACAGAUGAAGUUUACAGCUGGGGGGAAAUUGACACAACCAGCCUUCAACCUUAA
This is a messenger RNA of Colossoma macropomum (tambaqui), 1451 nucleotides long. RefSeq names its product complement C1q tumor necrosis factor-related protein 7. Gene Ontology annotation, molecular function: protein binding. The transcript has 5 exons. NCBI's taxonomy places the organism in Eukaryota, Metazoa, Chordata, Actinopteri, Characiformes, Serrasalmidae. The record is from RefSeq and is a predicted model, not a curated record. Bases 81 to 1451 code for a protein of 456 amino acids.